Messenger RNA from Pipistrellus nathusii (Nathusius's pipistrelle), 2838 nucleotides. The record is from the annotation of a GenBank genome assembly. Lineage: Eukaryota; Metazoa; Chordata; Mammalia; Chiroptera; Vespertilionidae.
AUGAAGAGGAGAGCUGGCCUGGGGGGCAGCAUGAGGUCAGUGGUGGGCUUCCUGUCCCAGCGGGGCUUGCAUGGGGACCCCCUGCUCACUCAGGACUUUCAGAGGAGACGCCUGCGGGGCUGCCGGAACCUCUACAAGAAGGACCUCCUGGGCCACUUCGGCUGUGUCAAUGCCAUUGAAUUCUCCAACAAUGGAGGCCAGUGGCUGGUCUCAGGAGGAGAUGAUCGCCGGGUUCUGCUAUGGCACAUGGAACAAGCUAUCCACUCCAGAGUCAAGCCCAUACAGCUUAAAGGAGAGCAUCAUUCUAACAUUUUCUGCCUGGCUUUCAACAGUGGGAACACCAAAGUAUUCUCUGGAGGAAAUGAUGAGCAAGUUAUCCUCCAUGAUGUUGAAAGCAGCGAGACCUUGGAUGUGUUUGCUCACGAAGAUGCAGUAUAUGGCUUGUCAGUAAGCCCAGUGAAUGACAACAUUUUUGCCAGCUCCUCAGAUGAUGGCCGGGUUCUCAUCUGGGACAUCCGGGAGUCUCCCCAUGGAGAGCCUUUUUGCCUGGCAAACUAUCCAUCAGCCUUUCACAGUGUCAUGUUUAACCCUGUGGAGCCCCGGUUGUUGGCCACAGCUAAUUCAAAGGAAGGAGUGGGACUCUGGGAUAUUCGAAAACCUCAGAGUUCUCUCCUACGCUAUGGUGGCAACCUGUCCCUUCAAAGUGCCAUGAGUGUGCGAUUCAAUAGCAACGGGACUCAGCUCCUGGCCCUGAGGCGUCGCCUGCCCCCUGUGCUGUAUGACAUCCACUCCCGCCUGCCUGUGUUCCAGUUUGACAAUCAGGGUUACUUCAACUCUUGUACCAUGAAAAGCUGCUGUUUUGCAGGAGAUCGUGAUCAGUAUAUCCUUUCAGGAUCUGAUGACUUCAACCUGUACAUGUGGAGAAUUCCUGCAGAUCCAGAAGCAGGUGGCAUUGGUAGAGUGGUCAAUGGAGCCUUCAUGGUGCUGAAAGGGCAUCGGUCUAUUGUUAACCAGGUCCGAUUUAACCCCCACACCUACAUGAUCUGCUCUUCUGGUGUAGAGAAGAUUAUCAAGAUCUGGAGCCCGUACAAGCAGCCAGGAUGUACAGGAGACCUCGACGGUCGGAUUGAGGAUGACUCCCGCUGCCUCUACACCCAUGAAGAGUACAUCAGCCUCGUGCUGAACAGUGGGAGUGGCCUGUCGCACGACUAUGCCAACCAGUCUGUGCAGGAGGACCCCCGGAUGAUGGCCUUCUUUGACUCGCUGGUGCGCCGCGAGAUCGAGGGCUGGAGCUCUGACUCCGACAGCGACCUGAGCGAGAGCACCAUCCUCCAGCUGCACGCGGGGGUCAGCGAGCGCUCGGGCUAUACUGACUCCGAGUCCUCGGCCUCGCUGCCCCGGUCCCCGCCACCCACAGUGGACGAGUCCGCGGACGGCGCCUUCCACCUGGGGCCCCUGCGGGUCACCACCUCCAACACAGUGGCCGCAACUCCUCCGCCUCCCGCUUGCGAGGACUCAACCUCCCGCCAGCAGCGCCUGUCGUCCCUGCGGCGAUACCAGGACAAACGCCUCCUGGCGCUCUCCAAUGAGUCGGACUCUGAAGAAAAUGCCUGUGAGGUUGAACUGGACACGGAUCUCUUCCCCCGGCCUCGGUCUCCCAGCCCCGAAGAUGAGUCCAGCAGCUCCAGCAGCUCUAGCAGCUCCGAGGACGAGGAGGAACUGAACGAACGCCGCACGUCCACCCGGCAGCGGAAUGCCAUGCGGCGCCGGCAAAAGGCGCCCCGAGAAGAGAAGCCCGCUGCGCCGCCCAAGCCCGCCAACACCUACAUUGGAGAAGACAACUAUGAUUAUCCCCAGAUCAAAGUGGAUGACCUCUCCUCCUCCCCCACCUCCUCUCCCGAGCGGAGCGCUUCCGCUCUGGAGAUGCAGCCAGGCCGGGCAUCACCAACUUCAGACAUUGAGUCAGUUGAGCGCAAGAUUUAUAAAGCUUACAAGUGGCUCCGCUACUCCUAUAUCUCCUAUUCAAAUAAGGACGGAGAGAGCUCCCUGGUGUCUGGGGAAGCAGACGAAGGGAGAGCGGGAACCAGUCAUAAGGACAGCCCGGGCCCUUCCUCCAGUAAGGAGACCUGUCUCAACACCUUGGCGGCCCAAAGGAACCAGGACCUACCCCCUGAAGGCCACAGCAAGGAUGCUUUAAAAGAAGGGACUUCCGCUAAAAAUCCCAGCAUUGCCCCAGGCCAUGAGCACAGUGGCCACUCUUGGGCAGAGGCACCAGAGGACACCGCUCAGGACACUAACAAUGGUGGCUCCAUAGAACACUCUUUUGAAACCAAGAAGCUCAAUGGAAAGGCUCUGAGCAAGGCCCUGAGCAGCCGGGCCGAGGAGCCAUCCUCUCCUCCUGUCCCCAAGGCAUCUGGCUCUUCUCUCAACAGUGAGUCUGGCAACUGUCCCAGGACCCAAUCUGACGACAGUGAAGAGAGAAGCCUCGAAACCAUCUGUGCCAACCACAAUAAUGGACGCUUACACCCUCGCCCCCCUCACCCUCACAACAAUGGACAGAACUUUGGGGAGCUGGAAGCAGUGGUCUGCUCUUCUCCAGGACAUUCAGACACUGAGCACAAUUUGUCCCUGACAGGAGGUCUCCUACACAAAGAUUGUUGUGGGUCUGAAAUGGCCUGUGAGACCCCCAUUGCAGGAAUGAGAGAGGACCCUCCUGACCCCCCAGGCAUAGACAGCAGCAGGGCUGUUCAUGGCCAUGGUGGCCUCAAAAGGCACCGAGUCGAAUUGGAAGAUACAGAUUCAGAGAAUUCCUCCUCAGAGAAGAAACUAAAAACAUGA